AGAUCCAGAAUUCUCUUCUGCCAAUUCCCCUUUGUCCCAAAUUUUGGCCAUGGCAGCGAGCACUGGUUCCUCCACUUCCCUGCUUCAACUUCCAUCCAUCAACCUUCGCCUUGAUCGCACGAACUAUUCUCUCUGGAGAGGCACAGUGUGUUCCGCUCUUGAAGCAUAUGACCUUGAUUCUUGCCUUAAUUCGGUCAAUACACCACCGACCACCAUCAUCGAUCAACCAGCAACAUCGACAACUCAGGCAACCACCAAGGCUAACCCCGCCUAUGCUGCGUGGAUUAGGAAGGACCGUCUGAUUCUUCUCUGGAUUCGCUCCACGCUCACCACUCCCCUUCUAGGGCUGGUCGCCCGCGCCACAUCUUCUCACGAAGCUGGGACGAUGCUUGAACGGAUAUUUCACGCCCAAACUAGGUCUCGACAGAUGCACCUCCGCCAACAACUCCAAUCUCUCUCAAAAGGUUCUCUUUCAAUUCUUGAGUACUUCGAGAAGAAACGUGCAAUCGCAAAUAGUCUCCUUGAAUGUCUUGUUGUCAUCCCUGAUUCUGACUUCGUUGACUACCUUGUCUAUGGUCUCGGCUCUGCUUAUGGUUCUUUCCGCUCUGCUCUGUCACUACAUGGUGCAGACUUGACCUCUGAUGCCCUUCUGAAUCUUCUGCUCCAAGAAGAACAACGCCUAGAGGAGGAAGCUCGUGAAACCGACAUUGUCACACCAGAGGCUCAUUCUGCCUCUCGCCUGCCCCGGAAUCAUCACUCUAUGGAUGCUUCACCCUCACAGCCUUCUGAUCGACCUCGCCCUAUGUGUCAAAUAUGCAAACGCCUUAGACACGAGGCUAUUAAUUGCUAUCAACGCCUGAACACCAACACAUUUCCAGCAACCGGUCCACCUCCUCGUCGAAAUAAGCAAAGAGGCAGCCAGCAGCGCCAGCAACAGCAAUCUGCUCCACCGCCACCUCCUACUACAUUCUUGGCAUCAACAUCUAGUCCCUCAACUCUUUAUGAUCCUUGGGUCAUAGACUCAGGUGCUACACAUCAUGUCACUGGUGACCUUGGCAAGCUCUCCAUGUCUCACCCUUAUGACGGUAAUGAAGGUCUCAUGGUUGGCAAUGGCCAGUCCCUCCGUAUUACGCAUUUAGGGCAUUCUACUCUCUCUGCUUUGCGUGCUCCAAACUCUUCUAUACACUUACACAACAUCUUACUUGUCCCUGAUAUAAAAAAGAAUUUACUUUCUGUUUCUAAGCUUUCACGUGACAAUAAUGUUUACCUUGAAUUUCACCCUCAUUGUUGUCUUGUGAAGAAUUUACAGGGGCAGACGUUGCUAAGAGGGACGCUUGAGAAUGGUCUAUACCGACUACCAUCAUUGCCUCAACCAUUGUUCUAAAACUCGCUAGGCGCUAGUUGGGCGGUUGAGGGGCGUCUAGCGCCUAGGCGGCCGACUAACCGAUUUUUUGGCCGACUAGGCCGAUUCGGCCUCUACGGUUAGGGCCGACUAGGCCGCCUAGGCCGAUUAAUCGGUCCGCCUAGGCCGAUUUUUAGAACAAUGGCCUCAACUAUCCUCUCCCAGUGUCUUCUUUGGUGAACGUACUUCUUUGGAAUGCUGGCACCGAAGAUUGGCGCAUCCAAGUGAACCGAUUUUACGUCGACUAGUGUCUACCUUUUCUUUACCCAUUACUAAUGUCUCCCAACCCAGUGUUUGUGAUUCUUGUCAAUUAGGAAAAGUCACCGUUUUCAUUUACCUAAACGGGGUGAAUUGUCUAAAACCCCUUUUGCUUUGAUUCAUUCGGAUGUUUGGGGCCCUGCCCC
Cuscuta epithymum is the source of this 1806-nucleotide messenger RNA. NCBI's taxonomy places the organism in Eukaryota, Viridiplantae, Streptophyta, Magnoliopsida, Solanales, Convolvulaceae. The record is from the annotation of a GenBank genome assembly.